Molecule: messenger RNA, 1113 nt
Organism: Hippocampus zosterae (dwarf seahorse)
Lineage: Eukaryota; Metazoa; Chordata; Actinopteri; Syngnathiformes; Syngnathidae
Product: choline-phosphate cytidylyltransferase A-like
Exons: 8
Coding region: 1-1113 (370 amino acids)
Biological process (GO): CDP-choline pathway
Cellular component (GO): endoplasmic reticulum
Molecular function (GO): phosphatidylcholine binding; choline-phosphate cytidylyltransferase activity
Source: RefSeq, a predicted model, not a curated record
AUGCAAAGCACCAGCACGCCACUUCAGUCCAGGAAGAGGAAACGAGACAUCUCCAAUGUGGACAAGGAGGUGGGAGAAAGGAUCGGCAAAAUCCCCAGAUGCACCGUGGGGUUGAAGGAGCCAGCGCCUUUCGCCGACGAGCUGGUGCCAGCGAAUUCGCAGCCUUACCAGAGGGUCUGCAUGGAAGAGGCCAAACGGGGAACGCCGCCGGAAAGGCCCGUGAGGGUGUAUGCUGAUGGGAUCUUUGACGUUUUCCACUCAGGACAUGCCAGGGCUCUAAUGCAGGCCAAAUGCCUCUUCCCAAACACACACCUCAUAGUCGGAGUCUGCAGUGACGACCUGACGCACAAGUUCAAGGGCUUCACGGUCAUGAAUGAAGACGAGCGCUACGACGCCAUCCGACAUUGCCGCUACGUGGACGAAGUGGUGCGCAACGCCCCCUGGACGUUGACGCCAGAGUUCCUCGCCAAACACCGCAUUGACUUUGUGGCCCAUGAUGACAUCCCGUACUCCUCGGCUGGCAGUGACGACGUGUAUAAGCACAUCAAGGAAGCAGGCAUGUUUGCGCCCACCCAGCGGACAGAAGGCAUCUCCACCUCUGACAUCAUCACGCGCAUCGUCCGCGACUACGACGUGUACGUCAGGCGCAACCUGCAGAGGGGCUACACGGCCAAGGAGCUCAACGUCAGCUUCAUCAACGAGAAGAAGUACCAUCUGCAGGAGCGUGUGGACAAGGUGAAGAGGAAGGUACGAGACGUGGAGGAGAAGAGCAAAGAGUUUGUCCUCAAGGUGGAGGAGAAGAGCAUCGACCUCAUCCAGAAGUGGGAGGAGAAGUCCCGGGAGUUCAUUGGCAACUUCCUGCAGAUGUUCGGGCCGGAAGGAGCUCUGAAGCACAUGCUGAAGGAGGGCAAAGGUCGCAUGCUGCAGGCCAUCAGCCCUCGCCAAAGCCCCAGCAGUAGCCCCACUCGCGAGGAGCGCUCACCCUCGCCCACCUUCCGCCUGCCCUUCUUCAACAAGACCUCCCCGCCGCCCUCGCCGUUGCCUCACCACAGCGGGGCGCGGGGCUACCUCAUCAGUGAGGACGACGACGACGACAGCGAAGACGGCAACUAG